AUCAUCUCACGGUUCACAUCAUGUCCAGACCAAGACGCUCGCUGUAAAAUUGAGGUCUUUCCACUGUUGGGACGAUAUUUAGGUGACCCAAUCUAUGGCGGCUCCGUCGUCUCCGUCGAGCUCGAGCAAGCUCCCCACGCCACUCAGACGUCCACGGGCGCUUUCCACGCAGUCUGUGACCGAUACGAGUGCCAUUGCCUCUAGCCGCAGUCCAAGGCAGACGGCUAUCAGCUUGUUGGGUUCAGCGAAGAAGUUCACCACUGCGUUAUCCUCCGACUCCGGGCCACGACUCACGAGCAAGCCUUCCAAGCCUUCGCUCUCUGCACCUGGCACGCCAACGAAGAGAAGGGAUGGCUCGCGACCAAGAACACCAAAUUCGCCGAGAACGCCCCGGAGCACGACUCCAUUCUCAGAGAUGAGUGACAUGGACGUGAGCAGGAUCGAUCCCGAGGAGGCUGUGGUCGAUUUCCGGACGGUGGAGCCUGGAGAUGCGUCGGGUGACUUGGAAGACACGGCGAUCACGAACUACGGCAGGGAAGACAAGGUACUGGUCUCCAUCAGGAUACGACCGACAGAUGAAACGUGCGUGUGGCAGAUCCAAGACGCGUCCCAGAAAGGCAUCAAACUGGAUCUUCAGUAUGCCAAGUCCGACACAGCUCCUCCGCAGGACUUUCGCUUCGACGAGAUCCUGACGGGCUCUGAGAAUGCGUCGGUGUAUAACGCAGUCGCGCGGAGCCAUGUAUAUGCCGCGAUGGAUGGCUAUAAUGCCGUUAUCUUCGCCUAUGGCCAAACGGCUAGCGGGAAAACCUUCACACUGACCGGGGAUGAGACCCAGCCAGGCAUUAUCCCUCGCGCUAUGAAAGAGGUCUUCGCAUACAUCCGGCGCACGCCCACGCGUGAAUACCUCCUCCGCUGCUCCUAUCUCGAGAUCUACAACGAGACGAUCCAUGACCUGCUCGCGCCACCCACCUCGAGCGUUUCACAGCCCGUGCAGAUUCAGGGAGCCGGCGCGAGCAUCGUGCUCACGCCUCUCCGCGAGGAGGUCGUUACGAGCCUGAAAGGUGUGCAGGAGGUCCUCGAGCGUGGAGAAGGGAACAGGCGGACGGCGAGCACGGACUGGAAUGAGAGGAGCAGUCGGAGCCAUAGUGUGUUCAGAUUAGUGAUUGAGAGUAGGGAGAGGGGCGGGGAGGAAGGCGGAGCGCCCAAUGGGCGCACCACGCCGGGAACGAGACCUACGACGCCGGGCACGAGGCCUUCUACGCCUGGGGGGCCGAAGCUGCAAGCGAAGGGCGGAAAGAUUGUGCAGAUGUCCGUAUUGAGCCUUAUCGACCUUGCUGGCUCUGAAAAGGCUACAUCAGAUAAGGAGCGUACGCGGGAAGGCAAGUACAUCAACACCAGUCUGCUAACUUUAGGCACAGUCAUCGCAACGCUGGCAGAGAAUUCCUCCAAGAACAAGAAUGAUCACGUACCUUUCCGCAACUCGAAGCUGACGCGCAUGCUGCAGCCUUCACUGUUAGGUGAUGCGCGUAUAUCGGUCAUAUGCACAAUCAAUCCCAGUGUGAGUGCCAUUGCAGAGUCAACAAGCACGUUGCUGUUUGCACAAAGAGUCAAGAAGGUGCAGUUGCAUGCGCAGAAGAGGGAAGUGCUGGACACCGACGCACUGCUAGAACGCUACAAGAAGGAAAUCGAUGAAUUGAAGAAGAAGCUGGCCGACCGGGAGUCAACCUCUCUGCGUCGCAGGCGCUCCGUGCGAGAGCAAAUGGACGAGUCGAAGGCUAUGAGCGACCUGAACAAUCGGAUCCAACAACUGACGAAGCUCAUUUUGACCAGCCAGACGAUGGAUGAGAAUAGGAGCGACCAGUCCCGCUCGGCCAGUCCUUCUAGGGGCGACUUCGAUAUGUCGCCAUACCAGUUACAAGAAGAGUUGCUGGCUGCGCGGCGGCAGAUCGAAACGCAAACGACGCAGAUCUUGUCUCUGGAGGCGGCACUACUGGCUAAGCCACAGAUGUCGCCAGAUGCACCAGUAUCAGAGAGCGACAAGGAUAAGCUAUUGGCAGAGCAAGCAAAUACUAUUCAUGAGCUGGAAAUUGUUAUCAAGGGCUAUGAGAAGGACCUCGAAGAAUCAUCGUGUGCUGCACGCGAGAAUAUUGAGAAAGAAUGGAGGGAGAAGCUCGAGAGCGAGGUCCAGCGUAGGGAAGAGAAGACGGCGUGGGCGGACGAACUUAUGAAGCAGCUCGAGAAGGAGAGGCGGAUGCGGGUGAAGUUGGAGGAGGAGCGCCAGGCGCUGACGGCUUUCGUCAAACGAUUUGAUUCACUCGGGCUGGGCAAUCCCCUUUCCCCGAUCAAGCUCAGCUUGCCAAUGCCGAUUGCGGGAGGAGCAGAUGAGGUAUUCGAAGGAUGCCAAAAGGACCGUGUGCAAUCUCCGGAGCCCUAUCUGCCCAUAUCGACGGUGACAGAAAUCGAUACGCCCAUCCAGACGAGAGUGGAGCAGGCCAGUCUGCUGGAUGAAGAGUGGGAUGCGGUGAAUAACGUCAGCAUCGGCGACCUGUCUACCUCGCUAUCAUCUGGGUUCAGGCGGACGUCCCAAGAUUGGCCGAGUAAUGCUGUUAAUGAGAAGGAGAGUAUGCCGGUGCAGUGAAUUAUUUUGUUACUUCCUUUUUAGCUGAAUUAUUGUGAUCCUGUAGCGUGCUGACUGUAUCGUAUACCAUUUCAUGCUGUGUGUAAUUAUAUGCCUUUCUUGCUUGUGGAGAUUCA
Messenger RNA from Laetiporus sulphureus 93-53, 2754 nucleotides. RefSeq names its product kinesin-domain-containing protein. The coding region runs from base 95 to 2638 and encodes 847 amino acids. NCBI's taxonomy places the organism in Eukaryota, Fungi, Basidiomycota, Agaricomycetes, Polyporales, Laetiporaceae. The transcript is spliced from 10 exons. Gene Ontology annotation, biological process: microtubule-based movement; mitotic cell cycle. Gene Ontology annotation, molecular function: ATP binding; plus-end-directed microtubule motor activity; microtubule binding. The record is from RefSeq and is a predicted model, not a curated record. Gene Ontology annotation, cellular component: microtubule.